Messenger RNA from Apodemus sylvaticus (European woodmouse), 2766 nucleotides. It is a transcript of the gene Orc1, whose product is annotated as origin recognition complex subunit 1. Lineage: Eukaryota; Metazoa; Chordata; Mammalia; Rodentia; Muridae. Gene Ontology annotation, cellular component: nuclear origin of replication recognition complex. Gene Ontology annotation, molecular function: chromatin binding; DNA replication origin binding; ATP binding. The record is from RefSeq and is a predicted model, not a curated record. The coding region runs from base 104 to 2668 and encodes 854 amino acids. The transcript is spliced from 17 exons. Gene Ontology annotation, biological process: mitotic DNA replication checkpoint signaling; DNA replication initiation.
AAACAUUUGCUUUACUUCGUGGAAAGCUGGGGCAAGUUACAAGAAUUAUUUCUUACAAUUGUGUGUUGCAUCAGCGAAUGAAAAGAAUAUAUAUUGAAAAACCAUGCCAUCCUAUCUCACAAGGCAGAAGACGAGACAAACUUUCUCAUGGGUUGGCAGGCCAUUGCCGAGUCGAAAUCACUUCCACCAAAUGUACAAAGAAAUUUGUAUGAAAAUCAAUGAUCGUUCUGAGAUUCACAUCAAGGUUGGACAGUUUGUAUUGAUUCAAGGGGAAGAUAAUAAAAAGCCCUAUGUUGCUAAACUGAUUGAAUUAUUUCAAAAUGAGUCUGAAGUUCCUCCCAUGAAAUGUGCACGAGUACAGUGGUUCAUCCGAUUCUCUGAGAUUCCUAUCUCUAAAAGGCAUUUGUUAGGCCGGAGGCCUCAUGCUCAGGAGAUAUUCUGGUAUGACUGUUCUGACUGUGAUAACAACAUUUAUGUGGAAACCAUCAUUCGCCCUGUUCAGGUAAUGGCAUUAGCCCCAGAAGAGGUGAUGCCUGUGAAUCAGAAAAGUGAGGAGGCACUGUUUGUGAAGCUAUCCUGGAAUAAAAAGAACUUUGUACCACUGUCACCAGAGGUACUUGCAGCAUUGAGGAAACUAGAAGAUAGUCCUGAGUGCCAAACACCUACAGAACCCAAGGUUAAGAAUGUAAAAAGUCCUUCCUGGAACACAACAGAACAAGAGGUCAAAAGGAUCGAAUCCAGUCAUUCCACUUCCAAAUCUCACCAGACUCCUGCUCAUACUAUCACCCCCAGUGCAAAGAAAUCACUGGAACUCAAUGGCUUAGGUUUUACCAGGAAGCCUAACAUGAGGCUGUCACCUAAGAGCUUAUGUGACUCCUUGGAUUCUCAAAAAACAUCUAAACGAAGAGCAGCCUUCUCUGAGACCACCUCACCACCUAAAAAGUCUAAACCUGGUAAAAUCAAGACCUAUUCACCUUUGGAAACUCUAGGAAAAAAUGGACAGGUUCAACCUUUUUGUGCCAAGGGUAACAUGACUCUGCGAGCCCGGGGCCCAGCUGUGAUGACCACAAAGCUUGGUGCGGAGAGCGCACUUAGCCCUGUAAGGAACGGGUUGAGGUCUUCAGUGGUGCCCUCUGAGAGUCUGACACCACAAUACACUGGGAGGAAGACAAAAGAACAAGAAACUCACAAAGAACCCAUCCAUACUUCUCAUCGAGUCCAUAGAAGAAAUUCUCUCUUGACUUUGAAGAGGAUUAGGCAACAGCUCUGGUUUCUAGAUGGUGAUGAAAGUGACCAAGAAGAGGAAGAGUCCAUAUCCUCAGCAGAAGUGUCAGCCUCUGAUGGUGAGGAGGAAGAUGAGUUUAUUCCCUCCCUUCCAACAAGAAAUUCCCUGGGGCAGUCCAGGACCCGGAGAAGGGCCUCUAAGCCAUCAUUGCAGACCCCCUCCAAGUCACCAAAGAAAACUUCUAGAUAUAGAACACCUCAUCGUGCCACUCCUCAGAUCCGAGACAGAAACUUGGCUGUCCAGGAGCCAGCUAGUGUGCUAGAAGAGGCCCGGCUGAGGUUGCACGUUUCUGCUGUGCCUGACUCUCUUCCCUGUCGAGAGCAGGAAUUCCAAGACAUCUACAACUUUGUGGAAAGUAAACUUCUUGAUGGGACUGGAGGGUGUAUGUACAUUUCUGGGGUCCCUGGAACUGGGAAGACAGCCACUGUGCAUGAGGUCAUACGCUGUCUGCAGCAGGCAGCACAAACAAAUGAUGUUCCUUCCUUUCAAUACAUUGAGGUUAAUGGGAUGAAGCUGACAGAGCCCCACCAAGUCUAUGUGCAGAUUUUACAGAAACUGACAGGCCAGAAGGCAACAGCUAAUCAUGCAGCAGAACUGCUGGCAAAGCAAUUCUGCAGCCAAGGGUCCCAGAAGGAAACCACCGUGCUGCUUGUGGAUGAGCUUGACCUUCUUUGGACUCACAAACAAGAUGUAAUGUACAACCUCUUUGAUUGGCCUACUCACAAAGGAGCGCAGUUGGUAGUGCUGACCAUUGCCAACACCAUGGACCUUCCAGAGAGGAUCAUGAUGAACCGUGUGUCUAGCCGACUGGGCCUCACCAGGAUGUCUUUCCAGCCCUAUUCUCACAGCCAACUGAAACAGAUCUUAGUGUCCCGACUGAAGCAUUUAAAGGCCUUUGAGGAGGAUGCCAUCCAGUUGGUAGCUAGAAAGGUAGCAGCCCUCUCUGGAGAUGCUCGGCGUUGCCUGGACAUCUGCAGGCGUGCCACCGAGAUCUGUGAGCUUUCCCAUCUACGUGGUGACUCUCUGAGCCUGGUGACUGUGGCCCACUUAAUGGAAGCUAUAGAUGAAAUGUUCUCCUCGUCCUAUAUUACUGCCAUCAAAAACUCUUCUGUCCUGGAACAGAGCUUCCUGAGAGCCAUUAUUGCGGAAUUCCGUCGAUCAGGACUAGAGGAAGCAACGUUUCAACAGAUAUACAGUCAACAUGUGGCUCUGUGCAGAAUGGAGGGACUGCCGUACCCAACCAUGUCAGAGACCAUGGCUGUGUGUUCACGUCUGGGUUCUUGCCGCAUUCUUCUGGUGGAGUCCAGCAGGAAUGACCUCCUUCUUCGAGUGAGACUCAAUGUUAGCCAGAAUGAUGUGCUAUAUGCUCUCAAAGAAGAGUGAAGGACUUCACAAACUUCUGCUUUUCCUCAAAGGACUUUAUUUUCCUUCAAAACAUGGAAUUAUGGCAAAAUAUACAGGAUGAAAAUGGUUGUUGUAAA